Messenger RNA from Dovyalis caffra, 669 nucleotides. NCBI's taxonomy places the organism in Eukaryota, Viridiplantae, Streptophyta, Magnoliopsida, Malpighiales, Salicaceae. The record is from the annotation of a GenBank genome assembly.
AUGUCUGCUGCUGCAACGACUUUAGCACAUUUGUCAACCCCAACUUCAUUCGGCCACAGCCACUUGUCAACUACUAAAAACAAGAGCGCAGCAAUAUUAUCAAACUCCGUACCCACUUGCAAAAUCACAUCAUCGUCUGUCCGUAAAGUUCAAUAUGGAUAUAGAUAUUCGAAGAGAAGUUCCACUCUUCCUGGGUUCAAGCCCUUUUCUUCUCCAGUCAUGGAGUGGCAGGAUUGCACGGUUAAGAUGGAAAUUGAUGUGCCUGUUGGGGCGGCUUAUAAGCUUUAUUCAGAUCGUGAAUCAAUUCCUCGUUGGAUGCCCUUCAUUUCAUCUGUACAGGUACUCAAAGACAAGCCCGACCUAUCACGGUGGUCACUAAAGUAUAAAGCACUUGGUCAGGAUAUUGAAUAUUCUUGGCUUGCUAGAAAUAUGCAGCCUACCCCCAAUCAGAAAAUUCAUUGGAGAUCUCUGGAAGGUCUUCCUAACAGCAUGUUGAUGAGUUUUAGUGUUGAACCUGGCAUUGCUUUUGAUUGGAAUCUAACUGUUUCAUAUGAAGUUCCCCAACUUUUGGUUCCUGUAGCAACAGCACUGCAACCUUUGCUUGAGAGCUUACUCAGAGUUGGUUUGGAAAGAUUUGCGACACUUGCAAAAAGCACUUUGGCAGACUGA